Molecule: messenger RNA, 6139 nt
Organism: Protopterus annectens (West African lungfish)
Lineage: Eukaryota; Metazoa; Chordata; Ceratodontiformes; Protopteridae
Gene: PASK
Product: PAS domain containing serine/threonine kinase
Exons: 19
Coding region: 385-4599 (1404 amino acids)
Biological process (GO): intracellular signal transduction; protein phosphorylation; regulation of DNA-templated transcription
Cellular component (GO): cytosol; nucleus; cytoplasm
Molecular function (GO): protein serine/threonine kinase activity; ATP binding
Source: RefSeq, a predicted model, not a curated record
UCGUGACGCCAUCAGGUUCAGCCCCAAACGGCUGUUCCUGAAGAAGCCCGUCUAUUUCAAAUACUUUUACUGCCGAGGUGAAAUUCUUUGUUACAUCGGUAAGGUAAUGUUUUUGUUCCACAAUUUGAAAGGAAGUAUUUCGUCUGAGUGACUAAUAAUAUUUUGGAAAGUUCUUAUCCCGGUUUUAUUUUUUGAUAUUGUGGAUCUAAUGAAACUCUGCCUGAGCUGUCAGACGACUCCAGAUGUAAUACGACGAAUGGCAUCUUUCUUAAUUCUGUAUCCAGUUUUAGUUGAUGGUUGUACCCCAUACGCCCUUUAGUGGAAUCUAGCAUUGGCUAUAAGGCAGCAGGAGAGUGAAGUGGUCAAGUUCAGCUGCUGUGAAGAAUGACUUCUAAGCACCAGUCGCUUUUCAGUAAAGGACCGCUUUACCUCUCGCCAAAUGAUCUCCAGCAGCAUGGCAAGAAAGAAAGAGCAUCUCAGCUGGGUGUUUCUUCUAAAAUGAACAGUUCAUUUAACCUGAAUAAGUCCUACCCAAGGAUAAACAGGCAUUCCAACAGGAGAGGAGAAAGUCCUCUCAAACUCUGGAGAACUGAUGCAUUCAAAGGAGAUGAACUCAACUCAUACUGCUACAGUUUCUUGGCUACUCGGAGUUUUAAGCACAUGGAUCACCACAGCUCUCCGAACCAAUCAAGUUCUUUUGCUUGGUCCAGUUCAUCUUGCAGUGCCUCAGAUAGCUCAUUGUUGGGCUUUUUCACAAGGCACAACUGCAGUAGUCCUGUCCAGUCUACUAUACACAGUCCUAAUAGUGCUGUCCUUACCAUAGAUGCUAAAUCAACAAAGAUCUUGAUUGCAAAUGACGUUGCUUGUAAGCUUUUUGGCUACUGUAGCCAAGAACUAAUUGGUCAGAAGUUGUCACAACUGAUAGCAGUGUCCAAUGAAAAUUUUGAAGAAGCAAUUGGCAAGGAGUAUCUGAAGGCCAAUGGAAAUGUGGUGAUGAUUUCAGGAAAAGUGGUGGACAUUGUUAACAAGAAUGGAGGUCUAGUCCCAGUGUCAGUCUGGAUGAAGAGGAUGAACAAUAAAAGUGGACAAUGCUGUGUUGUUGUCAUGGAUCCAGUAGAGAAAGUUACAGCUUCUUUCACCUUUACAGAUGAUGGAAGAAUUAUUGACUGUGAUCUUACAUUUGCUCAACUUCAUGGAUAUUCAUCAGUGCAGGAGAUAUUUGGACUCUCGAUUUGUGAUCUUAUCCCUUCUCUUCAGAUCCCUUCUCAGACUGAGAAUGUGCAAAAGAAUUCAGUGGUUCAACAAGUGGUUGGUCGAACUAGGUAUGGGAUCACCUUUCCACUCAGCAUCAGUGUGAAUGCAAGAUCAGCUACGUCAGAAACAUUAUCGGAAAAGACAUCACAGAGAACGCUCCCUGUAGGUGGCAAGAAAGACACAGGUGAAGGUCAAAGAGUGCAGGAUUUGGGAAGAAUCUACAAGGCAGCUGUCUGCAUUUUUACAGCCAUCAGUGGACUGCUAACCCUGCACUGCGAUGGAACAAUCCAUAGUGUCAAUAAUAACUUUUCUCUGAUGCUUUUUGGUUAUGAAAGCAAAGAGUUGCAAGGAAAGAACAUCACAUUUCUGAUCCCUGGUUUCUUUGACUACAUGGACUAUGGAGAUGACCCGUCAGUUCUGCAUCCUUCACUUAACAAUAGUGAGGAGGAUGCCGGGGUACUUUGUGAUAAUGAAAAUGAAAUUGCUAGACAACAGAACUGUUUCUCUUCCUCCAGUAGUAAAAGAGAUUCUGGUCUUCUGCCUUCUGAUGAUUUAGUUGUGAUGCAAGAAGACAAAAAUAAGGCUGACAGUCCAGAAAUGUGCAUUUUCACUGGGACAGACAUGACAGCUGAGAGGAAUGGGGGCAAUCUGCCCUGUACAAAGUCCUUCCCUACAGAAUCAGUAAAUCAGUUUAAUAUGUCAAAGAAUACUUCCAGUGGUGGUUAUCUUCAACAAAAUGGUAUUUGUUUUCCUGAAGCAACUCAGAAUGCAUUUGCUGCUGAGUCAGAGUUCAUGAAUACAGAUUACUUGCUUCAAGUACCAGUCUUGGAAGAGUCGUCAAGCCAUUUCUUCCCAAAUACCUCAGGCCUCAAUGUAGACCACUGUCCUGUACAGAAGCAAAUUGAGGAUUUGACUCUGAAACAGACCUCGGGAAUACAGAUGUCCACACCUUUAAAUAAUGCCCUAAGAAAUGGGCAUUCAGCAUGUAUAGCUUCUAUUGAUGAGAACUGCUGCUGUAAUGGGGCAUAUAGUAGCCCAGGAACACCAACUGUAGAUGAGCCGCAGGGCUUCAAGUGUGAGUUUUGUAUUCGUGAUAAAACUGUUCUGGGUUUAGGCAGUGAAACGGGUAAUGGAAACAGGGAUCAAGUAAACAGCUGCUUGCCUGAUGGCUUAGUAUCACUAAGUGCAUCUUCUGUGAAUGUAUUGUGGCAGCAAAAUCAGCCAUGCCAUCACACUUCAGAACUGCAAACAUGUAGAAGCAGUGAACAAACCUCUGAUGAUAGUUUUGUUCAUAGUGUUAUAACAUCUAGCUUUGAACUUCUGAGACCAGAAAAGACCCAUAUCGAUGAACCCAGUCUGCCAUCACAUCUGAACACAAGUGUAUCAGAACCUUCUAACAACUGCGCUUUAAGUGCACGUUCCAUGCCUCAAGACUUAAGUAGCUUUUUUGGACUUCACCAAACAAGUGAAGAUGUUGAUAUAAUUUCUUCCAAUAUGAAAGAACUCAUCCUCAACAGCACUGCUGAAUUACUUUCUGGUGAUUUUUCUGGAACUUCGUGUGAUACUUCAGAGCUUUUGAGGACUUCACCAUUUGUGAAUGACUUGAAUGUUGGCACUGAUUGUAUUGGAGACCAGAAGUUUGAUGACCUCGUACCUGUGUCAAGAAACACACAAGCAUGCAGUACUGAUUCAUCUUACAGUAGUCACAGUGGACGGAUUACAAGUCAAUAUAUAGGGCAGCCUGAGCAAGACCCACUUGAAGCAACAGGAAAGUCAACAGAAGCAAAAUUGCAUGGGCUUAAUCGGAGCUGUUUGCUGUUUCAUAAAACUCUAGAUGGUGCACCAUUACUCAGGCACUGGGAGGUGAAACAAGAUAGCAGUGAACUUGUGAAACAAAGGUCUGCUCACAAAACCUCAACACCUGUGAAAGAAGCACUUAGAUGUUGCCAGCAUGUGUUAACAAAUGCCGACAUUAAAGAGGGGACAUAUGCUGGCAAUUGCUACCACAGGGAUGGCUCAAGACUAAGUAUUUUGUAUGAGAUUAAAAGAGUAGUGCUACUGGAUGGACAGAGCCUAUUUUGUGUCUGGGUCGUGAAGGACCAUGUUCAGAGCCAGAAAGAGGCUGUAAUGAAAACUUUGUUCCUCGUAUCCAGUUUAAACAGCUCCUUUGAGUCUCAAGCAGAACAGUCGGCCAUUAGUCUGGGAGAGGCUGUAAGAAGUGCAGCUCAGGCCAAUGUUUCAGGAGUGCCCGAGGAGCUAGAAAAGUGGCGGGCUUGUGAAGGAGAAUACUCAAAACAGUAUACUACAGUGAGCCCCUUGGGAAAUGGAGCAUAUGGGUUUGUCUGGAAAGCCCUGCAUAAAGAAGAUGAAACAGAGGUUGUGGUGAAAUUUAUUAAGAAAAAGAAGAUUUUGGAAGAGCGUUGGGUGCAUGAUGUCAAACUGGGCAGAGUGAGCUUGGAGAUUUCUAUACUGUCUAAACUAAACCAUCCCAGUGUUGUGAAGGUUCUGGAUGUCUUUGAGAAUGCAGACUUCUUUCAGCUAGUGAUGGAGAAGCAUGGUACAGGGCUUGACCUCUUUGAAUUCAUAGACAGUGAGCCUAACCUUGAUGAACCCCUGGCAAGUUACAUAUUUAGACAGCUGGUGGCUGCAGUAGAUUAUCUACGCAGUAAGGGCAUCUUGCAUCGGGACAUCAAAGAUGAAAACAUUGUAAUUGCUGAAGAUUUUCACAUCAAACUAAUAGAUUUUGGCUCUGCUGUCUAUACAGCUCCUGGCAAAUUAUUUCAUACAUUCUGUGGAACAGUAGAAUAUUGCUCUCCAGAAGUACUCAUGGGGAAUCCUUACCAAGGCCCUGAACUUGAGAUGUGGACUCUUGGAGUAACCCUUUAUAUCCUGGUAUUCGGGGAGAAUCCAUUUUGUGAAGUGGAGGAAACUAUGGAGGCUGUACUGAAACCGCCAUUUAAUGUAUCUGAAGAUCUUAUGACAUUGGUCUCAUGGCUGUUGUGUCCAGAUCCGCAGAAAAGGAUGACCUUAGAUGAACUCAUUAAAGACCCAUGGGUGAUGCAGCCUGUUAACCUGGCAGAAUAUACGUGGGAAGAAGUUUACCUUGCUGCUCGUCAUGAGUAUGCAUCCUUAAGGAAUCCCUCUAGAUACAUUAAGGAAGAAAAUGAUCAGUGUGCUUCUCCCGCAAAGCGCUCACUUUUUCAAGAAAACAGAACUGUCAGUGGAGGACUAUGUGCAAACCUUUCCAGUAUGCAGAGCCAGGAUGAAGAUGGGAGUUAUGAGCUGGAUGUUUCUGAUGCUGCCCUGGAGAAUGAGCUAUUGAAAUACCUGACUAAUGGGGACUAGAUGGCACAGUUUGACAGCAGGCUGUUAACUGUGUGAAAUCACCUUGUUUCAGUGCACAUAAGCUAAUCACUUCUUACAGUCAUCAGAAAACAAAAGCUUGUUCUCGUGUUAGGAUUCCUUAUAAAUCUGAGCAUAUUUUGAGGUCUUAGUUUAGGCACUUAAGUAUACUGAACAUAAAUCACACCUAGAACAGAGUUGCCAAAAAUAAAUCUUGUCAUUGCAUGACUUGCAGACAUUCCUCUAAUAAUCUAAAUUCAGGCAACCCUUGAAAUGUAUGAUUGUUGAACUGCUGCUGGGUGCUUUCAUUAGGCAGAGCUGACAGUAGCAGAUGCUUGGAGCUACGCAGAGAGUAGGGGAUGAUUUCUAUGCUCCUGUCUGGCCUUUCUGCAUACUUAAUAGCUGCUCAGUUGUUAAGGCUGACAGUCACUAUCCCAUUUAUUUUUCAAAGACCUUGUUUGCAAGGUUGUACUUUUUCUUGAAAAAUUCAUUACAUACAUUUCCUAAUAUUGAGAUACAUUGAAAGAAACACAUUAAUAUCAACAUUGUUCAUAGUUGAUGCUGCUUCCUAAGAUGACUAAGGCUGCUGUUACCACAAGCUACAUUUUCCCAUCUGUUUCCUAGGUGGCCAUAUAGUAAGUUUAGAGCAGAAGUCAUGAGUUCAGAUAUUUAUACUAGACUGUGAUUAAGUUAACGUGUUAACACAAACUGGGUAACCUUACCACAUUAUUUCUGCAAUUAAAUGGCUUACUUAAAUAGAAAGUAUAACCUUACAGUGAUGUGAGUCAUAAUAAAUUCCAUGUAAGAAAAUCUUACUCAAGGGUUUAUAACAUACAGCAUGCUAACUAUUUUUGUUUCUUAAAUAUAUCACUGACACAAUAAGAUGUCUGCUGCUGUAAAGAUUAGACAUUCAUGUAACUACUUUAUGUCUGGCUAUGACACGACUUUCAUAAUCUCAUUCUGUACCUCUGAAAUACUACACUAUUGGUAAUCAUGAAAUAUUUCCUUCACUUUGACUUAAUGUAAGCAUUGUUACGUGAUAAACAUUAUCUGGUUACUGUUGCAUGGUUAAUGGUAACCUGGAGAAGUUGAACAGUUCUCUUGUAAUUAGUUUAAUCCUGAGUGAUACAUGGCAGUGGUGUAUGCAUGUGACUCUUUUGCAUUUCCAAGCUGAAAACUUUGCUGAUGUAGUCAAGUGGGAAUCAUUGGUGAACAAAAACACUAUAUAGUAUGGUUUAUUUAUUUUCCCUUCGAAUUGGCAAUUUAGUCCAUAUUUUCUUUUGUAAAUGGAAAACCUAUGAGGCUAUAACUCACAAGCAUUCAUUCGUUGGAGCCUUAACUCCCACAUUACUUGCAGUAUAAUCUGUUGUCUCUCCUUGAUCUCUUUUCACGAAUGAAAGCAACAGAUGAGUAGAACUAAAGAAGUUGUAAAAUGUAUAAGAAGGAACAAUAAAUUGCACUUUUUAAUAUGAACUAAUUAUUGUUUUUAGCAAUUACUGUAAUAAAGUACAGUAUGAAAGCCUGCAAGUGGAGUGGUGUUGAA